Molecule: messenger RNA, 3026 nt
Organism: Carassius gibelio (silver crucian carp)
Lineage: Eukaryota; Metazoa; Chordata; Actinopteri; Cypriniformes; Cyprinidae
Product: protein Wnt-8b
Exons: 6
Coding region: 1302-2378 (358 amino acids)
Biological process (GO): multicellular organism development; canonical Wnt signaling pathway; cell fate commitment
Cellular component (GO): extracellular region
Molecular function (GO): frizzled binding; cytokine activity
Source: RefSeq, a predicted model, not a curated record
AUUGGAAAUCUACCUGAAUUACUAAAUUCCUGAUUUUUAAUUGGUAGUUUUGUUUAUAUUUCAGCUGUGAAAGAAUAACAUUUGGGGAGUAACCUACAUGGUAAUAAGCCUAAAUAAGUAAAACCGAGAUUGCUCAUCGAAAAUAUCAAUCAAGGAUAGGUCUAUAUUCAUUUUGGAACGUUAGAUUGGUUAGAUUUUUACGACAGUAGGAUAGCAUAGGCUAAUACUCGCAUUCAGAUAAACCAAACAGCGGAUUUAGGAAUGAAUUUUAAAAUCUCUUUCAAGUGGCAAAUUCGUUUUACUUCGGUCUCAUGGAAGCCUUUCAGAGCGUAAUCCAAAAACAUCCCUCUGGAAUCUCUCAAAUAUCUUUACUAAUCCUAAUUUGCACACGAGAAGAUACGAGGACGUCACAGAAGCUGAACCUAAAGGUCAUGAGGGGUCAGCUAAAGACUAAACUGAGAUUAAAGGUAAAAUAACACUCUGAAAAGAAUUAUGAAGUCGUCAUGAAAAAAACGUAAAAACAAUCUUAUCCUAUUUAUCUGUUAAUUCCUGCUGUUCAAGGCUAUUUGAAUCUCUUAAUUUAACUAUAACGAGCAUGGAUUUAACGUAACGCAUUGCUUGGAAACGUAAUAACUUUAACGGAAUCAGCUGAAAUUAGACAAGAGCUAUAUGCUAUAUGCAUUAUUUUUGUCAUUCUACAAUUUUUUCCCCCAAUAGUUUGGAAUAUUAUUCCUAUUUGCUUUUAAUCUAAUUCAUUAGCCUUUCUAAACAGCAUUUAAACAUACUUUUACUUAAUUUAAAAUAAUAUGUAGCUAAAUUAUUCAAAACGCUCAAUCUGAACGCUUUAAAUAGCAUGUGUCGUUUGAGCCAGUAGAUAAUGUCAGUAAUCCUUGAGCUUUAUCAGCCACUACUGUAUCAAACCCUUUCAUGCUGCUCUUGAAAUUGAGUUUUAAGGCACAACCUUAGAGAUGCCAUCCUGAUUUCAUAUUAAUUCACUCCAACUGUUAGCACGCAGGGAGCUCUUCCCAGCUGUUUGUCCUGGAGGAGCCCAGGGUGCCCUUUUGAUCAUUUCAAUCUCUCUCUGGUACAAUAGUUCUGAUUGGCUGAACGAGUAAGAAAAGGGAAAAUCUUUAAUUAAGCAGAUAAUCUCUUGUUGGGAUGAGAGGAGCUCCAUUUCAGAACCCCCUUGGCUCACACAUGAGACCCCCAGCCUCUGAAUUCUGGAUGUAGGUUAUAUAGAGCUCUUGCAGACCCAUCUGCUUUCCAAGGUGAAGAAAAGUCUGCCAGCCGUCUCUCUCAGGAUGUUCAUGCAUUUGGAGGUUUAUUAUUACGCUUUCAUCCUAAUGGCUCACAUGAGGUCUUGCUGCAGUUGGUCAGUGAAUAAUUUCCUGAUGACUGGCCCGAAGGCCUACUUGAUCUACUCCAGCAGUGUAGCUGCAGGAGCUCAAAGUGGGAUUGAAGAGUGCAAGUAUCAGUUUGCGUGGGACCGCUGGAACUGCCCGGAGAGGGCUCUUCAGCUCUCCGCCCACAGUGGACUCAGAAGCGCCAACAGAGAGACAGCAUUUUUCCAUGCCAUCAGCUCUGCUGGAGUCAUGUAUACCCUCACCAGGAAUUGCAGCCUCGGUGACUUUGACAACUGUGGAUGUGAUGACACCAGGAACGGCCAACGAGGUGGUCAGGGAUGGCUAUGGGGAGGCUGCAGCGACAAUGUUGGAUUCGGAGAGGCCAUCUCCAAGCAGUUUGUAGAUGCACUGGAAACUGGACAGGACGCACGAGCCGCCAUGAACCUGCACAACAAUGAAGUAGGACGCAAGGCAGUGAAAGGAACCAUGCAGAGGACGUGCAAGUGCCAUGGAGUGUCUGGCAGCUGCACCACUCAGACCUGCUGGCUGCAGUUGCCUGAGUUUCGAGAGGUGGGCAACUACCUAAAGGAGAAAUAUAACAGAGCCGUGAAGGUGGACCUGUUGCGUGGUGCAGGCAACAGCGCGGCCAGCCGAGGCGCGAUCGCCGAGACGUUCAGUUCGAUCUCACGCAAAGAGUUGGUGCACUUGGAGGAUUCCCCCGACUACUGCUUGGAGAACCGCACUCUGGGCUUGCCGGGAACAGAGGGCCGUGAGUGCUUGAGGAAGGGCAAGAAUCUGAGCAAAUGGGAGAAGCGGAGCUGCAAGCGGCUGUGUGGAGAGUGUGGUCUGGCUGUGGAGGAACGCAGGGCUGAGACUGUGUCCAGCUGCAACUGCAAAUUCCACUGGUGUUGCGCUGUAAAAUGCGAGCAGUGCCGCAAAACGGUCACAAAGUACUACUGUGUGAAGAGAACCAAACGGGUCAAGAAUGAUAGUGCCAGCCGAAGGAAAAGCUAUCGGCUGAAAAAGAAGCACUAGAAAUGGUAUGAACUAUUUGUUACGGUGGUCCAGACAUUUUUGUCUCAGAACACACCCUGAACUUGGGAAUAAAGUGAGGUCAAAGGUCCAUCUGAAUGCUUUAAUGAACACCUACACUCUUAAAAUUAAAAAAGGUACUUAAUUGGCAUCUAUGGUUCCAUGAAGAACCUUUAACAUCCAUGGAAACUUUCCAUUCCAUUUUAAAAAAUAUAUUUUUUUAAGAAUGUAGAUCUCCAUAGCUGUUACUUUGAAUGCAUUGAAUGCUAUUCCUAUAUAAAUUUGUAAGAUAGCACUGAACACUGCAUCUAACUGAUAUAUAUAGCACAAUAGACUGUAAAUAACCUUUUCAUUCACCAACAAGGAUGUACUUUGAUGGAUAAUUUAUUGGAAUUAUCAUUUUUAAAGGGGUUUUAAAUUCACUAUCAGGCCACUUCUCCAGCUGCCAUAAGAAUCAUUUCUUGCCUACUUUUUCUUGUCUGUUUCCAUCCGCUUUAGAAUUCUGACAAUAGUUUUACUCUGAUACUGUAUAUGAACUGUAAAUAAGAGGAAGCACUUUGUAUAUUGUUAAUUUAUUGCACAGAUACUAUAGUGCUGUUUUUCUAUGAUAGUUUCUUUCUAUGUUUCUAUGUGUUUUUUUCAAUUUCGUAA